This is a messenger RNA of Actinia tenebrosa (Australian red waratah sea anemone), 5294 nucleotides long. RefSeq lists its product as uncharacterized. The record is from RefSeq and is a predicted model, not a curated record. NCBI's taxonomy places the organism in Eukaryota, Metazoa, Cnidaria, Anthozoa, Actiniaria, Actiniidae. Gene Ontology annotation, molecular function: protein binding.
AGUACAAGAUUAUUCUGCAAAUGAAUACCCUUGGACAGAAAAAGUGUCUUGGUUCUAUCCAAAGGAUGAAGUCCAAGCUGAAAAGUAUGAGAUGUCUAAUGGAUUAGAGGACAGCAUAGAGGAGAGUGAUAUUGUUGAUCAAACUGAUCAUAAUGGCAUGAACAAAACUAGCAAUGAAGAGAAGUUAAAGCCAGAAAAAGUAGAAAUUCUUUCAUGUGUUCAAAGAGAGAAUAUUUAUGAAAUGUCUUCUACAUAUAUAUUUAAUGAAAAUGGAAAAGAAAGUGGCUCUUAUGAGGAGGUAAAAGAGCAUGAUUGUGAAAUAGCCAAUGAUGAAUGUCAGCCUUCAGAACCUGGUGCCAAAACUAAAGAAGCAAAGAAAGCAGGUAGACUGAAUGGAGAAGAGGUGAACUUAAUUGAAAUGGAGGCAUGUUGUAAGAUUGGAGAAGAUCUUCUCAGGCUUGUUAAUGACUGCAAAACUAGUGAUAUCACCUUCCUUCUGAAUGGCACUGAAAGAAUCAAAGCUCACAGGUCUAUACUUUGUACUCGUUCAAGUUACUUCUCAGCAAUGUUGUAUGGUGGAUGGACAGAAGGCCAAGCUCAUGAGAUUCCUCUACAUGGGAUCCAAAGCUCAAGAGCUUUUCUGGCUGUGCUGUACUAUUUAUAUGGGGGAAUUACAAGACUACCAUUGGAGAUAGCAGACAUUUGCGAAGUGCUACGAUUGUCUGACAUGUACGGUCUGGAGGGAUUGAAAGAAGUUGCCUCUUGUCAGCUUAGGAUAGAAAAAUGUCAUUUAUUCCAUAAGCCUUGCUCAGAAUGCAUUGCUGGAGUGAUUGACUGCCUAGAUGUAUCGGAUCUGUUUCAACUUCCGGAUCUUAAAUCACAGUCUUUAAGAUGGAUUGUCAAGUACUUUGACCGGGUAUAUGGAACGAAGAAUUUUGCAAGUUUAAGCAAAACCUUGCAAGAGGAAACCCUUGCUCUCAUUCAAAGUACAAUGAGUUCUUCAAAUGUGUUGGAUUUGUUCAGUCGCGGGGAGAAGCUGUCAUCAAGUAUUCCUUGCAUCAAGUGGACAGAACCUGUGAUGCCUCUUGUCUCUUCUCACAUGGAUUCCUGUUUAUCUUACAUUGCAUCAAACUUUCCUGUAAUCGCAAGGCAACAAGCCUUUUUAGAUAUGUUGAAGGGUGUAGGCUGGUCAACCCCAUUACUGGAAAAAAUUUUAAAUUCGGUUUGCAAACAUUUAACUGUUAACAACUGUUGCGAACAGCUUAAAGAAGCCAUGAGACUUCAAAAUAUUCUCAACGCUGCUGUUUCUGAGGAAAGUUUUGAGAAAGAACAAUUUUCUGAGAAAUCGUACAAGUUAGUCGACAGUCUUCAAAGCAGAUGCCAGGAGUUUAUCGUUUCCAAUCUUCACCGCGUUUCUCAUACCGAGGGCUGGAAACAUCUUGGUCCAAAAACACAAAAUGAAGUGCGCAAGUCAAAAGGAGGAUUGUUUGUAGAUAUUGGACUUCCUAGGCAGGCGAAAAAACUAUUUUCUGAUCAAACAAAGAGACCACCUUUCGGCAAGAGGUCCGAAAAAAAUUCAUCAUCUACAAAAGCAUCAACAACUGGGCUGUCUUAUAGUGACAGGUCUCAAGGUUCUGCAGACAGGACUCCAAGGAGUGUCCAAGGCGCCACUUCGAACAGAAAUUUAGCAUCAGCAUCUGGAUUGGCCGCUCGUGGCAGACCUCCAGUUUCUGCUGGUUCUGCAAACAGGGCUCGAAGGAGCGUCCAAGACGCCACUUUGGAUAGGACUUCAGCAUCCGCGACUGGGCGGGCAUCUCGUGGCAGACCUCAAGGUUCGGAGAGUUCCGCAGACAUGACUCGAAGGAGCGUCCGGGACGCCACAUCAAACAGGACUUCAGCAUCCGCAACUGGGCAGGCAUCUGGUGGCAGACCUCAAGGCCCGGCUAGUUCCUCAGACAUAUCUCGAAGGAGCGUCAGACAAGCCACUUUAGACAGGACUUCAGCAUCAGCAACUGGUCAGGCAUCUCGUAGCAGACCUCAAGGCUCGGCUAGUUCCGCAGACAGGUCUCGAAGGAGCGUCCGGGACGCCACAUUAAACAGGACUUCAGCAUCCGCAACUGGGCAGGCAUCUCGUAGCACACCUCAAGGCUCGGCUAGUGCCGCAGACAGGUCUCGAAGGAGCGUCCCGGACGCCACUUUAGACAGGACUUCAGCAUCCACAACUGGACAGGCAUCUCGUAGCAGACCUCAAGGCUCGGCUAGUUCCGCAGACAGGUCUCGAAGGAGCGUCCAGAACGCCACUUUAGAAAGGACUUCAGCAUCAGCAACUGGGCAGGCAUCUGGUGGCAGACCUCAAGGCUCGGCUAUUGCCGCAGACAGGUCUCGAAGGAGCGUCCAGGACGCCACUUUAGACAGGACUUCAGCAUCAGCAACUGGGCAGGCAUCUCGUAGCAGAGCUCAAGGCUCGGCUAGUUCCGCAGACAGGUCUCGAAGACGCGUCCAAGACGCCACUUUAGAUAGGACUUCAGCAACUGGACAGGCAUCUCGUAGCACACCUCAAGGCUCGGCUAGUUCCGCAGAUAGGUCUCGAAGACGCGUCCAAGACGCCACUUUAGAUAGGACUUCAGCAACUGGGCAGGCAUCUCGUAGCAGACCUCAACUUUCUGCUGGUUCUGCAGACAGGAGUCGAAGAAGCGUCCAAGACGUCACGACAAGAACGGGUUUAACUUCAAUUUCUCGAACUGUCAAAGGCACGGCAGCGAAUAAUACCCCAUUAAUUGCGCCAAACCUGCAAAAUCUGUCAAAGCAAGAACCUAGCAAGCGGAAUUCAAGAUCAUCUGAUGCUUCGACAUCAAGGUCAAUAACUGCCAGCAUAUCAAAUAAGAAAAGGCCGAGUUCCUCUAAAACAGGUGUUAGAUCGACGACUCGCCCAGGAGGGUUACCACAUACACUUAGCCGUUCAUACUCCGUUGUUAAUCGAGCUAAACUUGUUGACGUGUCAGGGAGAAAAUAUCUUUCUGAUCCAUCAAUUUCUGAAAAAGGAAGAAAAGUAGAUAAGGGAUUUAACGAUUCAAGUAAAAUAAGACCAAAGACCCGUGGUCAAAUAAUUAGUGGAAGCAUAACAAUGAGUGAGAAUUCCAACCCAAGUAUAAGCAGGGCUGAUGGCAGUCGUAUAAAGUCAGCCCGGGAAAGUUUCGUUGGACCUGUUAGGCUAGCCCAAAGGGGGAAGCCUCAACAGAUCGUUGGUGACCAGAAUAAGAAACAGCAGAACGUUUCAGUAUAUUCGAAUCAGAAAGAUUCAGCCAGCAGUGCUAAGCCAAAACAAUUGGACACCCAGACCUCUAAAAGACCAUUAGCUGCACAACCAGUUCCAUACAGUCAAUCGUCCACUAUCCAAAACCAAACAAUAACAAUAGCAACGGGAUUAGAUUUGGAGGCAUCCAUCGGUGAAUUGACAUCAUCAGCUGUGUCAUCUGGAGAAUGUGAUAGAAUACUGUUGGAUGAGGCAGUACAAGCAUCGCAAAUAGAAGAAGAUAGAUUACUGGUGAAUGAGGCAGUAGAUCUAGAAGCAUCGCCAAUACAAGAAGAUGAUAGAAUACUGUUCAAUGAGGCAGGAGAAACAACGUCAAUACAAGAGGAUGAUAGAUUACUGACAUUGAAUGAGGCAGUAGAAGCAUCGCCAAUACAAGAGGAUGAUAGAUUACUAUUGAAUGAGGCAGCAGAAGCAUCGCCAAUACAAGAUGAUAGAAUACUGUUCAAUGAGGCAGGAGAAACAACGUCAAUACAAGAGGAUGAUAAAUUACUAUUGAAUGAGGCAGCAGAAUCAUCGCCAAUACAAGAGGAUGAUAGAUUACUAUUGAAUGAGGCAGCAGAAGCAUCGCCAAUACAAGAAGAUUAUAGAAUACUGUUCAAUGAGGCAGCAGAAUCAUCGCCAAUACAAGAAGAUGAUAGAAUACUGUUGAAUGAGGCAGGAGAAUCAUCGCCAAUACAAGAGGAUGAUAGAUUACUGGUGAAUGAGGCAGUAGAAGCAUCGCCAAUACAAGAAGAUGAUAGAAUACUGUUCAAUGAGGCAGCAGAAGCAUCGCCAAUACAAAAGGAUGAUAGAUUACUGGUGAAUGAGGCAGAAGAUCUAGAAGCAUCGCCCAUGCAAGAAGAUGAUAAUUCCUCUUCCUUGUCAUCGUCAUAAAUGAUAAAAUGUACGUACCAACGCAAGAUGAUGAUACUAUAGGACGACAGCAGGAAGACUUGCCGUCAUCAUCAUCAUCAUCCGAUUAUUAUUAUCAUCAUCAUCAUCUUAACCAUCAUCCUCUGGUGCAACUAAAGAAUCAAGAUUAUUAAGUGAAUAUCAUUAGAAGAUCAUUAUAAGUAAAAGCAUCAUCACCACCAGCUCAUCGCCAUCAUUCAUCAUCAUCAUUUUCACCAUCAUCGCUCUAUGGCACAAAGAAUCACUAAUGAUCACUGACGGUUAAACCCAUUCAUAAUUAGAGAGUUUUAGAUUUACGUUCACGGCAAACGUGAAGCGUCAGUUGACCAGUGAAAAAUUGUUUCAAAUUACUGAAAAGGAAUCGCAAAAAGUCCAAGUAGUAGAAAAACAAAAGAGUAUUUGCGCUUGGUGAGAAAGUUUGCAAGAGGUAAAGUGAAAUACAGGAAAACGAUGAAAACGUGGUCACGUUUACCGUUUGCGGGGAUAAAGAAAAGUCAAUCUAAAACUCAUUAUCUCAUUAUCCGUCCUCAUACGAAGAAUAAUAAUCCAUAAUAAUCAUAAAUCAUAGUAAUCCUCUAGUUUAUUUAUGACAAAGUUUUAAGUAAAAUCAUCACUUCCACCAUGGAUAUCAUCAUUAUCAUCACUGAGAUUAUUGAUAAGAGAAGAUAAAUUGAGAGUCAGCGAACUAAACGGCAUUGUUGUCAUUUUAUAGCAACAAAUCGUGUGAUUUUUCAUAAUUAUUUAUUGAAGUGAAAGAAUCGUGUUAUUUUUCAUAAUAAUUUAUACGAGUGACCCCAAUUAUAUUUAUUUCAAACUGAUAUAUUCCCACUUUGAUUUCUCUUUAAUUCGGUUACUGAGAACUUCCGCUUGGCCAGCAUAAACUACUGCAUCUACUUUCUCACAUAGUCAAAAGUAUUUGUUAGGCUUAAAAUAACCUUUGAAAGAAACGAGUGGGGUUGACAGGACGGAAAAGUGGAAAAAAAUUCCAAUAUGUAUACGCAAGAGAAUAUGAAGUAAGGCUGAAAGGGUAAACAGCGAGUUCACCUUUUCGGCGCUAGCCGUCACGGGGUAUAAAUUGUUUUAGAUUGUG